This is a messenger RNA of Scatophagus argus, 1896 nucleotides long. RefSeq names its product transmembrane protein 154 (gene tmem154). The record is from RefSeq and is a predicted model, not a curated record. The coding region runs from base 118 to 792 and encodes 224 amino acids. The transcript is spliced from 9 exons. Lineage: Eukaryota; Metazoa; Chordata; Actinopteri; Scatophagidae.
AGCGAGUGAGUCUUCCUUUCUUUCUUUUUUUUUUUCCCCUUCCAUUGAACAUGUUAACUCAGAUCAGGAAGUGUGAUGCUGUGACAUUAGAGAAGGAAGCGGGCACACAAUGGCAUUAUGUCUGCUUCUUGGCCUGGUAGCAUGAGAGGCCCCCCGGUGAAGACCCCACUUCUUCUUCUGCUGCUGCUGCCGCUGCUGCUGAGCACUUUGACUAGGACAGUGUUAUGCCAAGAUGAAGAUCAAGAAGCCGGGACAGAAGAGAAGAUAGAGGGCACUAAUGAUGAUACAGGAACUUUGGAACCAACGGCAGCUGAUCCUGAUGCAACCUCAGCACUGGACUCCACAGAUGAGGGUGUUUCAGUUGAAAAUACCAUAGUCGAAGAAAAUGGCUCAGGGCAGAGCCGCUCCUUUCCUGACGCUGACAUUUCAGAAGCAGUAAAGAAUCUAAACUUCACAGAUCUGAACUCCACGCAGGAGGAGGGGGAGGACGAGGUAGAGGAGGAGGAGGAGGAGGGUUUGAGUCCUGUCAUCAUCCUGAUUCCUGUUGUGCUGGUGGUGCUUAUCAUCAGCAUGAUAGUUUGUGGUAUUUUCCUCAACCGCAGGUGGAAAAGACAAGGAAUAAAUGAAGAGCUCAGAAAAGAGGAUCCGUAUUUGGAUGGGUCCAGUACUGAGAAGGUGCCAAUGCCUAUGUUUGAAGAAGAUGUGCCCUCCGUACUGGAGCUAGAAAUGGAAGAGUUGGACCAGUGGAUGAAAAAGGAUGGUGAAACUGCAGAGGAAUCUAAACAGGCAUGAAUCUCUUUAUGGUUAACAAAGGACGCCCUGUCAGUACGCAAGGACACGCCGUUAACUCUGCAUCGUUGCCAACUUGGAUAUUCUGACCUUUCUGCAGCAACAUUUGUGACCACAGGAAACGGUCGGACUGCCAGGAAACCAUAUCACAACAUUUAAAGGAUGCUUUAACAUUUCAUUUUCAGUUUUCCAGUCAAAUAAUCUAUUUUGUUGCAGUAUGCCGCAAUUGGCGCCUCUUUUGUUAUGAAAGAGAACAGCAUUUCUGUCAGACUUUGCCUGUUUGAUUGUUUUGUUGACCUGUUAAGCAGUGAUCAGUUAUGUCAUGUUAAAAACACAGCAUUAACUGUCUCAGAUCAACUGCAACAAAACACGAUGAACUGCAGCUACCAAACGCUCCCUUUUCUGCAAAUUCAUACUGUUAAAGAGUAUGUGGCCAUCUGAAAGCGCGUCAUGGAUAGGACUGUUCAUAGUUUCUUCAGCUCGAAGCCUCUUUUUUCUUCUUUUUUUCUUUAUUUGCAUUACACACUAUGUGACACCCUCCAGCUGCAGGUUUUGAUGGGGAACCAUCCUGUUGAAGACCGUGUAUAGGCAUGCGUGACAGUCGUGGACCACUCCUUUUCAUGCCUGUGCAAAGCUGGUUAGGAUUUAUGGCAAAGAAAGUGUUUUAUUCAGAAACUGAAAUCUCCAAGUAUGAAAUCUGUUGGAUUCCAUUUCUGUGCCUUUUGAUGAACGAUGGCCUAUUUCUGAGAGCUUUUUAAAAGCUGCUACUGAUAAGAUUUUCAUCUCACCAUAGAUAAUGACUGUGACUGAAUGCUUUGUGUCUGUAGGUGCUGUUUGAGUGUUUUGUUUCCAGUUAUGGCUUAUGAGUACUGAAUCUAAACAGUCAUCACACUGAGCUAAACGUGCCACUUUGUAAACGUGCCAGUCAGUAUUUUGCUGUAUCUUGCAUUGUAAAUACGAGAAAACAAUAUAUCAAAAAAUGUUCUUUUCAAGGAAUGCCUGUUGUAAAUAUUUCAUAUAAGGCUGUAGUAUUGUUGUUAUGGUGAAGCUUUGAAUAAAAGUUUAGUAAAUAAAAUCUCUUAAUAAAAUGAUGAUGCCUGGAAAUGA